Closterium sp. NIES-67 is the source of this 11154-nucleotide messenger RNA. NCBI's taxonomy places the organism in Eukaryota, Viridiplantae, Streptophyta, Zygnematophyceae, Desmidiales, Closteriaceae. The record is from the annotation of a GenBank genome assembly.
GAGCCUUAAAAAUGGCUCGGGCACAUUGGAGCCUGAAAGCCGUUCAGGCAUAAGGCGUGACAUACAAGCCUGAACGCCUGCAUGUCGCGUGUCAGGCUGUCAGGCUGUCCGUAUAUCUCACUCUCUAUUUAGCCUCCACCAUUAUAGCUUCACGAAGUACAGCGAAGCUAGGAGGAAAAAGUUACACCUAGCCUCGUUUCUCGCUCAUGGGCCUUCGUCCUGCUCCUCGGAUUUCUGCUGACCGCGAAUCUUCGCCUCACAAUGCGCCUCGUAAAACGUCUCUCAGGCGUCUCAUUACCGACAAGACAUUGACAUUCUUAUCAAGUAGCACUCUCUAAACGCCUGCUCAAGCGCGGUGGUGGACCUGAAAUUUAGAAACCUCCUCUCCUCUUCGUUUAUUCCGCGUCCUCCGCUCAGGCUUAGCUUCUGCUUACCACCAACCAGAAUGUAGACUCAGCUUAGCUCCACCCAGAUUUCUGAUUCAGCUUAGCACCAACCAGUUUCCUGAUUCUGCAGAUUCUGCAAAUUCUGCACAGCACCAGCCAGAGAAGCUUAGCACAACAUAACUACCUCGUUGGGAGCGAAGCUUGUUUGUGCUUACUGGGGUGCAAAUCUCUUAUCAGCGGAAGACUUAGAGACUACUGCCUCCCAUGGCGGAGCGCGUCGAAAAUCUGACGUUCGAGCUUGCCAAGUGGACGGACGUGGAACGCUGGUCGGUGCUCAAAUGCACCAAGCCUGCUGACGUCAGCAGUUCGCUUCUGGGGGUGCGGGAUCGGAAGGAGAGCCGAUGUGGCAUGUGCGGAAAGCCUUCGCAGACGUGUACAGGCCAUUUCGGGCACAUAGCCUUGGAGAUGCCGCUCUAUCACCCCCUGCUGCGCCCUCUGCUGGUCACCACCCUCAACUCCUUCUGCCUCGCCUGUGGCAAGGAAUGGCAGCCCCCCCGCCGCUCACCCACCCAAGCCCAGCUCUUCUCAGGUUCCCUGGCAGCAGCGGGCAGCAAAGCGAACAAAGGAACAGUGCAGAAGCGCCGGCGGGGGACAGAGGGGGAGGAGAGGAGGGGAAAAUACAGAGUGAGGGAGGGGGAAAGUAGAGAGAAAGGGAAAGGGAAGAGCGAAGCCGUUCAGGCUGGAACGUCAGCUGCACCAGCACCAGUAGCAGCAGCAGCGGCAGCAGCGGCAGUAGUGGAUACAGCCGCAGCAGUGGACGCAGAGGCUGCAGGAACAGUCGACGAAGUCAAGGCAGCAGGAGCAGAUGGUGCAGCAUCUUCCCCCGGUACCCCUUCUCAAGCCACUGAGAGCAAGGGGCUGAGCGGACAGAGAGAGAAGAGCGAGGAGGAGCAGGAGAGGGAGCAGAGUGGGGAGGCACAAGAUAAGGAGAAGAGUGAGGAGGGUGUCCCUGCUGUAGGGGAGGCGGUGCAGCAGACUAUGGGGCGAAUGGAUGAAGUGGUCUCGCUUUCGGAUUCUGAAUCUCGGAGCGAGAGUGGUGAUGAGGAUGACAAAGAAGAUGGUGACAGUGACAACGAUACGCCGGCUCCUCUUCGCGAGAAGUUCCGACAAGUUGGCUUCAUUGGGCCGGGUGCUAGGCGGAUGCUCUCAAGUCUUCCUGAUGACGAUGCUGAUGAUAUUGAUGGCGGGCCGAGCAGAGUACGCGCUGCUGGGAGUGAAGGUAGAGUCGAGUACGUGCUAGGAUCGGAAGAUUCGGAAGAUGAUGAUGGGGGCGGCCGAAGCAACGGUGGGGGCCAUGGCAUUGGCGUUGGCAAUGGCGGUGGCGAUUCCCAGGUUUUGAGGCGUCUCAAGCCUGGCCGAAGUGAUGGUGGGGGCGAUGGUUCGGAUGCUGAUGCUGAUAAUGAUGAUGCCCGUGCCUCUGACAGUGAGGGUGACGUCGUGGAGAAGAAUGACAACGAGACAAACGAACAGAAGAACUUACUGGAAGAUGAAUGCGUCUGGUGCCAGCGCCGAAAGUGGUACCAGGUUGUGGACGGCUGGCGCAAUGAGAGUGCAACAUCCACAGCAGCAGGGGGGGGCGAUCCCUUGGCCCACUGCUUUCUGUGGCUCCGCCCGUGCAAGAAUGACAAGCUGCUGCUGGGCCUCUGGAAUCUGCUGUUCCCAGAGGGACGAUUGGGAGGAGAGAUGGGGGCGGGGGCGGAGGGAGGGGAUGGGGCGAUCAGGGGAGGGGAGGAGAGGGGCGCUGGCAAGACAGCAGAGACGGAUAAUGACAAGACAGCAGAUACGCAUAGUGACAAGGCAGCAGAGACGGAUAAUGACAAGGCAGCAGAGACGGAUAAUGACAAGACAGCAGAGGCGGAUAAUGACAGGACAGGACAAGGGCAAGGGAAAGGCAAGGAGAAGGCAAGCGUAAAGAAGAAUAGGGGCGUGAUGGGGCAGGUGGUGGAGGUGGAUGUGGGGCAGGGCGUACGUGUGCCUCUGCUUAGGGCGGUGCAGGUGUGUCUGGAGUCGGGCAUUGUGGGGGCGUGGGCCGUGCCCCCACACCACCUGCGACACUCGGAGAAUGCUGACGACGAGAAACAGGAGGGCAAGUACCGGCGGGUGCAAUUCAACAGUGCAGAGGGGGAUGGGGGCGUGGCGGAGCGAGUGCAGCUGGCGCUGAUCAGGCAGAGGAGGCUGCAGGUGGAGCUGCAGCACUACUUUGUGCGGCCUCCCAACCAGUACAGGGCCAUCCUGCACGAGUCAGGGCUGGGCAUAGAGCAGCGCUUCAAGGGCCACGCCACCUCCUCCUCCGCUCGCUCCAAGGGGUUCAUCCGCGACGCCAUCCUCGGCAAGCGCUCUGAGUCCUCCGCCCGGGCUGUCAUCGCUCCCGACCCAUCUCUUGCCCUGCAUGUGAUUGGCGUCCCUCCAUCGAUUGCUGCUGGGCUCUUCGUCCAGGAGCUCGUGUCUCACCUCAACCUGCACUUUCUGCAAGCCUGUGUCGAUGCAGGCCCAUGCCCGCUGCCUCUGCCACCACCGCUGGACACAGGCGGGGAAGGGAGUGCUGGUGGUGGUGGUGGUUGGAAUGGUGGUGCGGGUGGAGCCAGGGGUGCACCUACUGAUGAGCCGUGGGGUGCUGGUGGUGGGAGUGGUGGGGAUGGUGGUCGUGCUGAUGCUUCUGCUGCUGCUGGCAACGGGUGGGGGGCUGAUGCUUCUGCUGCUGCUGGCAACGGGUGGGGGGCUGAUGCCUCCGCUGCUGCUUCUGCUGGUGGUGCUGAUGCGGGUGCAUGGGGUGCUGAUGCGGGUGCAUGGGGUGCCGAUGCUGCUGGUGGGGGUGCGGGUGAUGCUGGUGGUACUUCUGGUGGUGCCGGUGGUGCUACUGCUGGUGGUGAUGGUGGUGCUGGUGAUGGUGGGAAUGCUAGUGAUGCUGCUGCUGCUGCUGGUACUGGUGAUGGUGGAAGAUGUGAUGAGCGAAGGGCAGGCGUGGAGACAGAGGGAAGUAGUGGUGGUAAGAGUAGUGGUUGGGGUGGUAACGAUGGUGCUGCUCCUGCUGCUGCUGGCGGUGAUGAUUUUGGUUGGGGUGGCGGUGGCGGUGCUGGUUGUGGUGCUGCUGGUGCUGGUGCUGCUGGCUGGGGGAACGAUGAUGCCAGUGGUGGUGGUCCUUCUGGUGGUUGGGGUGGUAACGAUAAUGAUGCCACUGCUACUGCUGCCGGUAAUGGUGGUGGAGGUGGUGGUGCUGCUGCUGCUGGUGCUACAGGCUGGGGGAACAAUGAUGCCAGUGGUGGUGGUGAUGGUGGUGGUGGAUGGGGAAGGAAUGAUGGUGCUGCUGCUGGUGAUGGUAAUAUUGGUGGUUGGGGUGGUGGUGGUGCUGCUGCUGCUGGUGAUGGUAAUAGUGGUGGUUGGGGUGGUGGUGGUGCUGCUGCUGCUGGUGAUGGUAAUAGUGGUGGUUGGGGUGGUGGUGCUGCUGCUGCUGGUGAUGGUAAUAGUGGUGGUUGGGGUGGUGGUGCUGCUGCUGCUGGUGAUGGUAAUAGUGGUGGUUGGGGUGGUGCUACUGGUGUUACCGAGGCCAGAGAGGGCAAGCCUGAUUGGACCAAGGUGACCCUGAGCCGAUGGCGGUCCCGUGGUCUUGACCUGCAGGUGGGGACUGGGCCAGGCGUUACCUCGUCACGAGUUGCCAUGGUCAGUGGUGUCAGGAUCUGUGCUCCUGCUGACCCGUUUCCAGCAGCACCAGGAGCAGCAGCAGCAGGAGUGGCGCCUGCACCACUUUUACCUGCACCAGCCGCGCCUCCCUCGUCAGUGCGUGCGUCUGCUGCCUUAGCAGCAUACGUGAGCUCAGCCUUGCUUGCCGGAAUAACACCCACUGCUGCUGCUGCUGCUGUUGGCGCUGCUGGUGACAACGAUGGUGGAGGGACAGUGGUAGGGAUGAUGGUGCUGCGCCACUUGGCGGAUGGGGAUUGGUUGCUGCUGAACCGCACCCCAUCGCUGCACAAGCAGAACCUCAUGGCGUUUCGAGUGCGCCUCGUGCCGGCUGCCAUCUCUGCCAAUGCUCUCCUGCUCAAUCCUCAGGUGUGCGCAGCGUUAGCGGGUGAUUUCGACGGCGAUGAAGUGAACGUGUUCACCGUCCAGCAGAGCGCCGUGGCAGCAGAGGCAGCAGAGCUCAUGGCCGUGGACAAGCAGCUCUUCCCCACCCUCCCCCCUCCACCGCUCCCUCCUCCUCUCCCCCCUCUCCCUCCACCACCUCCUAUCAAUCCCACAUCUGAUCCCUCUUCGUCCCGUGCCGCUGCUGCUCCCCCUGCAACUGCCAUAGGCACCACCGCAACUGCUGCUACCUCCUUCCAUCCCUCCUCCCGUUCCUCCUCCCGUUCCUCCUCCCGUUCCUCCGCCUGUUGCUCUUGCCACUCCUCCUCAUUCUCUCACCCGCACUCCCCUCGCCACGAUGCUGCCGUCAUGUCUCUCCAGCAGGACGCCCUGCUCGGAGCAGCAGCAGCAGCAGCAGCAGCAGCAGCGGCAGGAGCAGGAGCAGGAGCAGGAGCAGGAGCAGGAGCAGGAGCAGGAGCAGGAGCAGGAGCAGGAGCAGGAGCAGGAGCAGGAGCAGGAGCAGGAGCAGGAGUAGGAGCAGGAGCAGGAGCAGCAGCAGCAGCAAGAAAUCCUUAUUUUCCUCUCCCCCCACCAGCUAUUCUCAAGUACCCACUCCCAAACACCAGCAGCCGCCAUCCUCCCCCCCCUGCCCCCCCUCUCUGGACCUCCCUUCAGCUGCUCUCCACCGUCAUCCCGCCCUCCCUGUGCUUCCAGUAUCGGAAGUGCGGCGUUCGGGUGCAUCAGGGGGAGGUCGUAUUCGUGAAUGAGCAUGGGCGCAUGGGGGUGGGAAGAGGCGGGAGAAGGCGUGGGGUGCAGGUUACAGGCGGGGAAGAGAGUGAGGGGUUGAAGGUAGUUAUGGAGGAGGAUGAAGAGGAAGAGGAGGAGGAUGAAGGUACCAAAGAGGAGGGAAAAGAAGGGAAGGAGGAGGCGGAGGUGGAGGUGGGGGAUGGGUCGCGGUGGCUGAGGGGUGGCAGCGAUGGCUUGCUGGCAGCCAUAUGGCGGCACCAUCCGCCAAUGGCAGCACGACACCUGGCGGGCGUGCAGGCACUAGCGGUGACCUAUCUGUCCACUGUAGCCGGCCUCAGUGCCGGACUCAGUGACUUCUGCGGCCUCCCUGCCAGUGAAUCCCACGGUGACUCCCACAGUGACUUCUGCAGUGACUCCUGCAGCCUCCCACAGCACUCCCCUCUCUCUGCCCACCCCUCCAGCUCCCCUCCUCCGCCUCUCUUCUCCGGCGCCUCACCCCUCUUCCCGCGGGGCAAUGCAGUUCGGGAGAUGCUGGGGGCGGGCAGCAAGGGCAACCCCAAGCAGAUCGCCGAGCAGGUGCAAGAUUUGGGGCUCCACGCCCUGCUGCCCCCCGGCCCGCUACCCCAUGUCGUGGACCCCAUCCGACUGAACCUCACCGCUCCUAAGUCCACACUCACUAACAACGCCCCUAACUCUAUCCCUCUUGCCCGUUCCCCUGCCAAUUCCCGUGCUCAUGCCCCUGCCUGGUCCCCUCCCAAUCCCCCUGAUUUCGGACCUUCCGUGGCCUCUCAACCUGCCACCUCUCUCUCCCCUGGCUUUUCCCAAAGCUUGGGCCUAGGCUUGGCCCGAGGCUCCCUGCUGGCGGGCCUUUCGGCUCGGGAGCUCUUCCAAGCCGCAGCUUCGGCCAGGCCUGCUCUGGUAGCCGAGGCUACGAGCGUGGCUCGGCCGGGGGAGCUCUCCAGGAAGCUAAGAGAAACGCUUAGAGAUGUUGUGGUGGCUUAUGAUGGGCAGGGGGGGUCGUCUGGGAAGGGCAAGGUUGGGAGAGACGACAGGAAGGACCGAGGAAAGGGCAAGGAAACGGGAAAGGAGAAGGUGGGAGAGAAGAAGACUGGUGAGAGGAGGGAGGUGGGGAAUGAGGGGGGUGUGUGGGCGGAAGCAGGGGAUGCAGUGGGCAUGGCAGCGGCGCAGGCAGUGUCUGGACCAGCGACGCAGAUGGUGCUGACGGCGGGGCAUGAUGGCGCGCACGGCGGUGCCUCCUCCCUCAUUGCCCGACUGGAGCGCCUUCUGUACGCAACUGACUCCUCUCCAAGGGUCCAACUGCGAUUCCUUCCCGCUCAUCCCACCUCUCCUUCCAAGGACAGCACCACCUCUUCUGCAGCGGCAGCAUCAUCAUCAUCAGCUGCUGCUGCUGCUGAUGCUGCUGCUGCUGCUGCUGACUGUCGGUUGGCUCUCGCAGCACAGGGCCGUCUGCUGCCUCUGCGGGUCAGGCAGCUCGCCUCUCAUGUCAUGAUCGAGUACCGGAGAAGGGAGCUGAAGCGGUGGGACGAGGGAGUGAAGGCAACUGGAGCUAAAGCGAGGAGAGAGAGGGAGAGGGAGGAUGUGGAAGCAAAGCAACAGCAGGGAACAGGUGGAAGGGGCAGGAAGAGAGGGAGAGACGGACUGAGAGGGGAUGGGGGAGAGAAGGGCCGAGGAGGGGCAGAAGGAAAGGGAAGAGCAGGAGGUGGGAGGAGGGGGGCUGCUAAAGGGUCUGAGGACAGGGCGGGAGUGAAGGAGGCAUGCUGGCGGGUGCAUAUACAGCUGUCAGAGGAUGCCAUAGCUAAAGCAUUUGCCUGCCUCCCAAGUUCUCGCUUCCCUGACCCUCAUACCACCAUCCAUCAAGCCGUGAAGGCGGCCGUCCAAUCACAUCUCGACACGUGGCACAUGGAGAAGACGAGGAAGGCGUGUGGGGCAGGCGAGUUGGUGCACCUGAUGCACGUGGAGCUCAAGUCUCGCUGUCUGUUCUCAUCAAGCCAUACGCCCACCUCUCACACCUGUCAGGGCCCUUGUGUGCACGUGGUGCUGGCACGGCCAGCCGUCAGAGGGGUUGCUGAGCUGGUUGGAGGGAGAGUGGAAAGUAGUACCGGGCAGGAGGAAGUGGAGGCAGGAGAGGGCGAGGGAGGGUGGGAGGCUCUGCUAGAUCUAGAGAGGUUGCGGGAUGUGAUUGUGCCGAGGGUGCUUAACACAGUAGUCACAGGCAGCAGGAGCAUUCAAGCAGCGCACAUACAAUGGCAGGACGAGGAGGGCUCAAACCCGCCCAGCCAUCUCGCUCUCUCCGUCUCGCUCUCCUCCCUACGCUCUGUCUGGCCAUCCGUUGCUGUUGCCUGUGCGGCAACUGGCUGCUGGCAAGCGAUUGAUUGGGCGCGAAGUUACCCAGAGGGGCUGCAGCAGGUGGCAGAGUCGCUUGGCAUCGAGGCUGCUCGAGGGGUGCUGUUUCAGCGCCUGAGUGCGCUCAUGAAGGAAGCCGGGGCGAAGGUGCCUCCCCGCCACCUCACCCUCGUGGCUGACUGCAUGACAAUGACGGGGUCCCUCCACGGCAUGUCCUUCGCUGCCCUCGCCUCACAAGCCGUCUCCUCGCCCUUCCUCAGGGCGUGUGUGAAGGACCCUGUCCGCACAUUCACCACCGCAGCGAUCGAACAUGCCUCUGACAGCCUGGUGGGCGUCGUUGCCAGCGUGGCGGCUGGCAAGCCCAUGCCAGCUGGCACCGGCGCUCCAUGCUUCGAUCUGAUCCUCCACGAUCCUCCUGCUCCUGCCGCUGCUGCCGGUGGUGUUGGUGCUGCUGCUGCCGCUGCCACAGCUACAGCUACGGCGGGUGGUGGGGCUACAGCUGCUGCUGGCUGGGGUGGUGAUGCUGCUGCUACUGGUGGUUGGGGUGGGCGAGCUCGAGGGAAGGCGGAGGGUGAGGGAGAGGGGGGUUGGGCUUCAGGGGGUGUGGAUGAUCCCGCUGCUUCUGGUCCUGCUGGUGCUGCUGGUGCUGCUGGGGAGGGGAGGGGUGGAUGGGACUGUAACGAAAAUGAAGCUGGAAGAUGGGGCAGAGAGGAGGGGGAGAAAGGGGAUGGCGCAGCAGGGGAGGGCGCAGGGGCAGGGUGGGGAGAAGACGGCGGGAGGGGUGGGGCACAGGGAUGGGGCAAAACUGGCAGGGAAAAGAGCGAGGGUGAAGGAGCAUGGGGAGCCACAGGAUCGAGACACAACGCAGGAGCUCCCGAGAUCCCUACAUUCAAAACGCCGUCCUCUCACAAGUACGAGCCCAAGCACAAGCACAGGACGAAACACAAGAGCAAGAACAACUCCCUCUUCAAAGUCUUCAUGGCAGACGCCCCCAUGUACUUCCGCCCCCGCAGGCAUCUCCUCCCUCUUCUCUGUGCUGACCUGGCAGUGCCACAGUCGCUGCUGGGCGCACGCUGCGCUGCCACCUGUACUGCGUCCGUCCAGCUGGACCACUCCAUGCAGGAAGCAGGCGAGGCUGCGGGUGAGAGUGACACCAAGAGAAAGGAGGAGAGGAUGGUGGAUGGGCAGCAGGAGGAAGGUUUGGGGGAUCCUGCAUGUGCAGGAGGGGGUUAUGAGUAUGAGGGCGCUAAAACACCACCCUCACUACCCCCUCCUCCGCCCCUUCCCCCUCCACCUUCACUCCUUCCUCCUCCCCCUCCCCUCCCGUCUCCCCAAGGGCCCCUCCCACCACCUCCCGGUGCCAAUCCCUUCUCCCCCCUUCCUCCGCCCCUUCCUCCUCCGCCUUCCCUCUUGCCCCCUCGCCCCUCCGCCCUCUCCCUCUCCAAAGCGCCCGUCCAACUGCCUGGUCUGGAGCCCUCGUCUCUCUCCGUGUUCAUCGAUAGGUGCAAGCAUGGAGUCUCGUCGGAAGCAGCAAGGGCGACGGAUGAGGUCGUGGAAGAGGGACGGGAAGCAGGGGCUUCUGUGGGAGCAGAAAGGGGAGGAGGAGCAGGGGGAGCAGAGGGCGCAGGGGGAGCAGAGGGCGCAGGGGGAGCAGAGGGCGCAGGGGAAGCAGCAGGGGUGGAGACAGACGGGGCGACAGCGGCAGGAGCAACACAGGCAGGGGUGACAGUAGAGAGUGGGACAGUAGAGGAGAUGACAGAAACAGGAGCGCGUGUUAGCCUGCAAGCUGUGCUGGCCGAGAGACUGACGCAAUGGAGAGAGCGAAAGGGGGAGGAGGAGGAGGAGGAGGAGGAGGAGGAGAAGGGAGGCAAUGAGAGCGAUGGGAAUGGUGAGGCGUCUGCUGUUCCCGGUGCUGCUGGCGAUGCUGCCCCUGCUGUUGCUCCUGCUGAUUCGGUUCUUGUUGCUGUUGACCAUAGUGAGUCUGCUCCUUGUAUUGCUGCUGAAGCUGGUACUGGGGAAGCUAUUAGGAGAAGAGCUUGGGGUUUGGUCUGCUGUGCCAAUCCCGGAGCAGCAGCAGAUGAGAGCAAAGAAGAGGAGAGGGAGCAGCAAAAACAGGCAGAGCAACAUCAAGAGUCACAGCAGCAGCAGCAGCAGCCACAACAGCAUGAGCCAACCCCCCAUGAGGACCACAACCAGCUUGAGCACCGGGAGCAGCCUCCCAGUGGAGGCAGCAGGGUUCGGCUGUACAUGGGCGACGAAAGCGACUCCAGAUACGACACGCUGGACACGCUGCAGGGCAUACGCAAGAGGGCACAGGAGCUGCUGCAUGUGCGGUACCAGCCGGGGGAGCAGCUCGGGGAAGAAGACUCUGAGUUCGUUCAGGCGAACCUGCUGGUGCACCACCCAAGGGCGAGAGAGAAAACGGCAGCUGGAGUGGCUGGGAUCAAGGUGGACCACCAUCCGGAGCACCCCAACACUGUCUGCUUCUUCAUCAUUCACCAUGCCCAACACUCCCGUGAACACUCUCCCCACCACUCUCCCAAAAAAGUUCCUGAAGCCUCUCCGCAGGACAAUCCUGCCUCUCCUCCCUCUGCUUCUCCGUUGGCCAUGCCUGCCUCACCUCCCCCCCCACCUCCUGAGCCGACCCCCUCUCCCUCUGCAUCCCCUCCCUCUCCUUCCAUCCCUCCACCUCCUCCUCCUCCUCCCGCUGUUCCCGCUCCUCCUGCCUGCUCCGAUUUCUCCUACAACAAGUGUCUGCUGGGCCUAGCUGCGUCUGUGGGUGUUCCUCUCUGUGACCUGGGAUGGGGGCGCAUGGAGGCGCAGCAGCAGCGUAGGGCGAGAGAGAGAGCAGCACCCACACCUCGUGACACACCUCUUGACACGCCUCGUGACACGCCUCGUGACACGCCUCGUGACACAUCUCGUGGCACAUCUCAUGACACACCUCGUGACACGCCUCGUGACACAUCUCAUGACACACCUCGUGACACACCUCUUGACACAUCUCAUGACACGCCUCGUGACACCCCUCACCAUGCACCAGAUGAGAAAGCGUGAGAUGUAAUGCACACUGCAGCUGAAGGGGGUGAGGGGGAGAGGUUGAACGAGGCACGGGAAGAGAUGGUGAUGGACGCUAAUGCUGAGGGUGACGGGGAAAGGGGGGAUUGCGUGAAUGUGGGUGGGGAUGAUGAUGGGGAAGGGGGAAAUAGCAUCAAUGCGGGUGCGGGUGGGGAUGGAGAUGGGGAUGCUGGUGUUCAUGAUGGUGGGGUUGGUGAUGGGGAUGAGAAUGGUUUGGAUGGUGGUGGGGAAAUAGAUUAUGUUGCUGCAAGCAUCAACUGACUGAUCAGCAACCCUUGCAAGCAAUAGCUGUGGCCUUUUCCAGCGCAUUGAUACUGUUGAAACUGGUACACUGAUCCAUACAGUCUGGAUGGAAAUGGUUGGAAGUAGUUGAUCCUUCCUGUAAGGAACUGCUCACGUACUUUGAAAUGGUGUCAUGUUACCGCAGUUUGAAAAUGUUUAGGAUGCAAUGCUAGACACUGCA